Messenger RNA from Penicillium coprophilum, 5274 nucleotides. RefSeq lists its product as uncharacterized. Gene Ontology annotation, molecular function: protein binding. Gene Ontology annotation, cellular component: cytoplasm. Lineage: Eukaryota; Fungi; Ascomycota; Eurotiomycetes; Eurotiales; Aspergillaceae. The transcript is spliced from 5 exons. The coding region runs from base 1 to 5274 and encodes 1757 amino acids. The record is from RefSeq and is a predicted model, not a curated record.
AUGACCUCGUUGCCCUCCCUCCCAGUGAAGCACAAUGACUUCGUGAAGUAUGUCAACGAUAACCCAGAAAAGCCCAUGAGAGACUUGGUUCAGCCAUAUAACGAAUAUGAUGCUAUUUUGCGCAAAACAUUUGCACAAGAUCCAGAUCAUCCAUCAGUCCGGGAUAGCUACGUCAAUGUUGUGCCCUUGUACGACCAGAACGGUUCCACAGAUCUUUCUAUUCGAGCCCGGGACCUUGCCUCAGAAACGCCAGAGCAAGCGGAGAAGUAUCUUUUGCCUCUGAAUGCAAAAGACCGGAAAGAAAAUGGUGUCGCAGCCGUGGUACCCUCGCUAAAUGAGUUUCAGAACAACUUUGCGCUCUUCACAGAGGGCUCAUUGAGUGAAAUCGACUGGUCCAACGUUGUGGUUGCAGGUAGCGCUGUAGUGACCUCCCUUUUGCCCGUGCCAGAGAAGUACCGCAACUCAAAGCGUGGGCUUCGCAAGUACUAUCAUGAAGAGUUUGCUCCCGCGUCAGAUGUGGAUCUCUUUCUAUAUGGUCUGGAUGAGGAGCAAGCCCUCGAGAAGAUCAUGCAUAUCGAAGAUAAGAUCAAGAACACGAUCCUCUAUGAGACCACAACUAUCCGGACCAAGAAUACAAUUACGAUUGCUUCCCAGUACCCAAACCGCCAUGUGCAAAUCGUGCUUCGCAUCUACCAUUCAGUAGCUGAGAUUCUCACCGGCUUUGACGUGGAUGUUUCUUGCGCAGCUUAUGAUGGUCAUCAAGUCUAUACAUCUCCACGUGCAAUUGCCGCAUACAUCACCCAGACGAAUCAGAUUGACCUAACCCGACGAUCACCAUCAUAUGAGAACCGUCUCUCCAAGUAUUCACGCCGUGGAUUUGAGGUUUUCUGGCCUGCCCUUGACAGAUCGAAGAUUGACCCGACCAUCUUCGAGAGGAGCUUCACCAGAACCGAAGGUCUUGCAAGACUUUUGGUUUUGGAAAAGCUUCCUCGGUCUCAAGACCGGGAUAACUAUCUUCAAAAAAGGCGCGAGGAGCGAGGUCGCCCUCCUCUAGAUGUGUACCUGCAGCGUCGUCAUGGAAAAAUGCUGCAUGGAAACAUCAAGGAUGACUGGGAAGAUGAAGUGCCUGAAUGGCAAGAACAAGACCAAGUAUCUGAUUAUCAUACUUUCACUAUUCCUUACGGCCGAAGAUUCAAUGCCAGGAAUAUUGAGAAGCUGCUCUACACCAAAGAUCUCUUGCUGAACGCCCAAUGGAACCAGCCCAAGGACCGUACAGUCUAUCUUCAUCGUCAUCCAGCAUUCUUCGGCGAAGCAGAACAUGUCAUUGGCGACUGCUGUGGCUUCUGCCCCAAGCCCGUUACCGAGGAAGAAAUCAAAGUCGCCGAAGAGGAGGCUAAGAUUUAUAUCUCUGGUCAGGUUACUUUCAUCAAAGAUGAUCCCGGUCGCCAGGAAAUCGGAAGUUUCAAUCCGAUCACUGAGACUGAUUGGACGGAAAUGGCUUACGUUGGCCGCACCGAGAGACUGUGCCAGGCAAUCGUGGCAAACGAUGUUGACUCUGUGAAAGCUUUCCUUGCAGAGGAGGGUACUAACCCGGAUCGUCGUGAUUACACUGGGCGAACACCCCUCCAAUUGGCGUGCAUGUGCUCAACACCUGAGGUCGUACAAUGCCUUGUUGAUGGUGGCGCUCGCAUGAUCCCCCGUAUGGCUGAUGGAAAGACCGCACUCCAUCUUGCCGCCGCCCGGGGGCACGUGGAGAUCAUUCGAAUUCUACUCACAAAGAGCAACGAGAAUGAGGAAGAAGAGUCUAAGAAGCAGGAUGCUCUGAAAAAGAGUGACAACUCAGAGGGAGAGCCCAAAACAGAUGAGGAUGAAGAUAUUGAUAUGAUUGACCAAGCUGAUGUCAUGUCUCACACCUCUGCUUCUUACGUGAAAGUCGAUGCUGAUGAGAAGGAAGAUCUGACCACGUACGAUACGCUCGAGGAGAACGACAUUGAGCCGGAUGUCUAUGACAUCAAUGUUGUUGCAUGGGAUAGUCGGACUGCUCCUCUGCAUCUUGCAAUUCUCCAUGGUCACACUGAGGCUGUUAGAGAGCUUGUCACGUCUUUCGGUGCUGAUAUCUUGAUGCCAAUCAAGAUUAUGAACGAGCACAACAAAACACCCUCUGCUGCAAUUCUAAACUUGGUUCUCAUCCAUGCCCUCCCAUUCGAGAAAGCAAAGGAGAUGUCACAGACCCUUCUCGAUCUCGGCGCCUCACCAGCACAAGCAGACCUCAAGCAGAAGACGCCGCUAUAUUACCUUGCCCAUUCCAACAAGUUUGAUAUUCUUGAUAUUUACAUGCAGCAUGACGAGCCGGCCGUAAAGCGGGCAAUCAAUCACUUAGCAGUCCAGGGGUCUUACUGGACGCCAGAAUUCUCCUCAGUAUUGAUGGCUGCUCUCACUGCGAAGAACGCUCCCGCAGCGACCAAGCUGUUGAAUACAGGUGCUAGCCCAGAGAUUGACCUCGGAGACCUUGUGAAGGCUAUCACAGAAUCUAGAGGAACCCAGACCUACUACGGCAACAUUGAACAAGACGCACAGUCUAGUGUGAAACAGCCGAUCUUACUGGCCAUUCAAAAUGAUCUCCCUCUGGUUGCCAUUGAUAUGCUCAAUCGUGGGGUUAACCCCAACAGUCCUACUAAUCAACUCAAGACGAGAUAUCAAGAGAAGGGUCAAACGGUGUUGGAUGUCAUGCGCCAAACCUUGAAAACUCUCCGUGAAUUCUUGGUCGAGCGAAAGGACCGAUACUAUUAUCAUUCCAUUGUAACUCCGCUUGACCCAAACGAUGAGACAUAUCUGUCGGAGUUCCAAUCUGGUAGUUACAAAAGGUUCACUGCAAAGGAUCUGCUCCGCAACGUGCGCAAAGCGAACCGAGAGGCCGAAAAGGAAGCCAACAAUUACCAAAACAACCCUGCUGAUCCUCCUGGCUUGGUUGAGAAAAAGGCGUUUAUUGCGGAGUUGAUUCACGACUACGAGAAGCUGGAAUCCGUUCUCCUCCAAAAGGAUGCAAAGACAUGGGACGAGCUUUAUCCUCCACAGAACGUCCCUGUGAAUUUACCUGCCCAAUUUUAUACUGAGCAGACACAGCAAGCCACUAAGCCUUGGGAAAUCGAAUUCAAGUUCAAUGUACCGGCUAUUACUGACAAUGUCCGCGACGGAUACCUACAACUUUUCGAAGCAGCUUGGAAUGGUGAUAUUGAUACCAUAAAGUCCUUGACACUGGGCAAGUGGGGAUCUCUCAAUGACCAAGCACCACUUGAGAUUGCUGUGACCGACAAGCAAAACCUGUCCGCUCUUUCGAUUUCCAUCAUGCGUGGCCAUUUUGCAGUCGCUAGGGCCAUCCUUCAAAUCCUUCAUGUGCAGUACAGAGUGAAGGAGCCUCGGGGUCGGACGCGCUUUGAAAUAGAUGUCGACUGCUCCGAUGACUCAGACGACUCAGAUGCAGAGAACGAGCAUCUCAAUAUUGCCAGUGACAUUGUCGACGAUACCUUCACAUAUGAAAACAUCGGUGAAGUUACCAGUGAGGUUAAGAGCAAUACGUCCCCUCUUGCUGCUUUCGAGGCACGAUUCAAUGGCUUCCUCUUCUUGGACGAAUACAAAGACGAAAGGUCUUGGAAUAAGAGAGAGAAGCAUGUCAAUGUUGACAGCUUUUUGAAAUACGCUGUUUACACAAACAACAUUACUCUAUUGGAAUUCCUUCUCAAGACCGGGCUGGAUCUUGCUCGCACCAAUCCCUCGGGCAAGUGUGAGUUCUCGGUAGCCUCCGACGUGUUCCAACUUGCCAUUUUGCUUGGACGUACCGAUUGCCUUGCCAAAAUGAUUCAAAGUGCCGGAGCAGGCCUUCCACUCACAAAAUUGAGCGAGGAUUGCGGCGUCGAGGAGAAGAAAGAGCCUCAGUACUACCCUGGGUUGUCAAUUCGUGGCACCAAGCGCGCCGAUUGGGCUAGCGCUGGCCGGGAGCAACCGAUGAAAGCCAUCACACAGCGUCCUCCCCUUCUUAUCGCUGCUCGUCAGGGUAAUCUGGCCGCUACAGAGUUCUUCCUUGGUACUGCGGCUGCUCGCUAUUACUUGGAGUACCUCAAUGCAAACAAUGAUGACGAGAGAGUCAAACGAUUGACUCAGUCCAAACUCGGACUCGAGGGAACACUCUCAAAUUGGCUCAAAGCAAGUAGUAAGUGUCCAACCUAUUCAGGAACCUUGACAAACAAAGCUGACCAUGUAAAAGAUAACCUCGUUCUCCACUGCGCAAUCAUGUCUGAACCAAGCGACGAGACUGUUCGUCUCGUUCAGUAUCUUGUCAAUCAUUACCCUGAAUGCUUGGAGGUCCGAUCCACGGAAGGACUAACGCCUUUGGCCUGGGCCAUGUCCCUCCACAAGGUCCGCUUUGCCCGCAUUUUGGUAGAAGCCGGAGCCAACCAGGCCGUUCGUGACAAAGAAGCGCGCAAUCUCCUCCACUUGAUUCUUGUAUCAAACAAUGGUCGAGUCUGCAAGAACUCUAGCCGAUUCAUCAAGCUACGAGACCUACUGGAUGAACAACUUAUCCCAACGAUGCUCAUGGAGCGCGCAGGUGAUGGCUCAAGAACGCCAUUUGCACGAUGGCUUGACGCCUAUCCCCACUUUACUCCAGACGAUCCAGCCAUCCCUCGACCCCCAAACAGUCGCCAGACUGAUGACGAAAUGAUAACCUCCAUGACGAACCUCGUUUUGGACCUAGCCAACUCCACGGACCAAAAGCAUCUCGAGCUCUUUGACGAAGCUGGAAACACACCAGUGCAUACUGCUGUCAAGAAAGGCUUCCCUCAAGUGCUUGGACAACUCCUCGACCGUCGUCCUGACAUGCUCAAUCGGGAGAAUGCCACUGGUACAACUCCUCUCGAAAUGGCAGUUGAUGCUUGGGUCAAUAAGAGUACCUCUGGGCCGCCAAAUGGUCCUUCAGAAUCAUCGCAUUGCCACCCCAAAUGGCAAAAUGCCGUUCAGCGUGAGCCCCGAUUCUUCAUCCCCGGUAGUAGAUCGAAGUAUAGCAAGGAGAAGGCUAUGUUCCGGGUCUGCCGUGAACGGGCUCAGCAACGGCCUGCAAAGAGGAGACUUGUCAGUCUCUUCGAGGCGAAUGAGGUCGCUAAGAGAUUGGCAGCGGCGGGACGGAGCACUGGUCAGAAUGUUGGCCUUGAAGAUGACAAUGGACGUAUGGGUCCUGAAGAUCGUCCUGAAUUGUGGGGAAGCGUGGCUGCUCAUUGGUAA